GAGAGAGUCUUAUUGGAGGGAAGCGAGAGCGGUUAAUUUAAUUCCAGUGGUGGUAGCUUGACGAAGAAGGUGUGCAGAUUAAGAGAGAGAGAGAAUCUACCUUUGUGCCUGCCUAGUGGGGGGCGUAGGUUAAUCCAUCCCCAAUUCCCAGUCUUCUUUCUGUAUUCUCUCUCUUCGAUGCGACUCAUCCAUGUCGAAAAUGAAACACUUACUCCGGAAGCUUCACAUCGGUGGUGGACACUUCGCCGAUCAUCACCCCCACCCACCUGUGAAUAUCAGUCCUCCACCGCCUCCUCAAGUGGCGCCGUCUGAUUUGGCAAGUUCACCGACGGACGUGUCGGCGACCUCUUCUUCUUCGUCCGCAUUGACGAGAUCAAAUACGGCGGUUGAGUCGGCGGAGAAUUUGAAUUCCGAUUCCUUGGAUUUCAAUUUCUUUGAAGAGGAAUUUCAGGUUCAGCUUGCGUUGGCGAUCAGUGUUUCGGAUCCAGAUGCGACUGAAGAUCCCGACACGGCGCAGAUCCAGAAGGCCAAGCAGAUAAGCUUGGGUUUGGGAUUGGGUUGCUCGCGGCCUUCUGAAACCCUCGUUGAGUGUCUUUCUCUUCGGUAUUGGAAUUAUAAUGUUAUAAAUUAUGACGAGAGAGUGAUGGAUGGGUUUUAUGAUGUAUAUGGAAUCAAUUCAACUCUGCUGGGGCAAGGCAAAAUGCCUUUACUGGUGGAUCUCGAUGCAAUUUCUGUUUCAGAUAAUGUAGAUUAUGAAGUUAUUAUAGUGAACCGUGGGGCUGACUCGGAACUGCGACAGCUUGAGGAAAAGGUGUAUAUCAUGUCAAUGGAGUGUCAAGGUUUUUAUGAUGGCUCAAUUAUGAGUGGUUUGAUCCAGAAAAUUGCUGACCUUAUUGUUGGUAGAAUGGGUGGUCCGGUUAGUGAUGCUGAGGAAAUGUUGAGAAGAUGGACUGCCAGGAGUUAUGAAUUGCGGAAUUCUUUAAACACUAUAAUCCUUCCCCUUGGCUGUCUUGAUGUUGGACUUUCACGCCACAGGGCCUUGCUCUUUAAGGUUCUUGCUGAUAGGAUCAACCUUCCGUGUAUGCUGGUCAAAGGGAGCUACUAUACUGGCACUGAUGAGGGAGCUGUGAACUUUAUUAAGGUUGAUAAUGGAAGUGAGUUCAUUAUUGAUUUAAUGGGUGCUCCGGGCACACUAAUUCCUGCUGAAGUAUCCAGCAGUCAUCGGAAAAAUUCUGGGUUAGAUCUGCGGAGCUUUUCAUCCAUUGCCGACUUUGUAGAAAAUCCUUGUUCAGUGCUUGAAGAAGGAUAUGGAACAAGGGCAGUUUCACCUAAACUUGACAGAGUUGCCAAAGUUGGGAAUUCAAAUUUAACAGAAGCAUCUUCUCUUAGCAUUCAGUCAAAACGGGGUGACAAGAAUGUUGUGGAGAAAAAUCAAAUUGAGAGGUUUGAGCAUGAGUUUGGGAAGCUUCAUCCACCACUAGGCAGAUCGCAUGAAGGCUCAUCAGGUGCUCACGAGAAAGCAUCAGCUGCACAAAAGAUGCAAGUUAAAGAUGUUUCUGAAUGUGUCAUUAGCGCAGCCAAAAACCCAGAAUUUGCUCAAAAACUUCAUGCUGUUUUGUUAGAAAAUGGUGCAUCACUGCCUCCUGAUUUGUUGUCAAACAUAAAUCUUUGUAAUCUGGGAGAAGAAGAAUUGCUUGAAAAUAUUCGGCAAUCAAAUUUGAGAAUGGUGGCUGGUGAGGCUCAAUGUUCUUCGGAUAUGCUCUUGUCAAACAAUGAGCAAUCUAUUAUACCCUUCAGUGGAGGGCAUUGGUUUUCAGCAAAACAGCAGGAACUGAAGUCCACUAUCAUGAAUCGUGGACAGGCUGUACCUUCUGAUACUGCAAAUGAGGAAUUUGUGCUUAUCAGUAGCGGACAUAAAGAAAUGAGCCAGGCUGAUGAUGCAGCUUUGUGUAAUGGUUUUGCUGAUCCAUCUCGACUGGUUUCAAGAGCUUCAGAUGGGGAACAUACUUAUGAAUUUUCUAUGUUUCUGGCUGCGAAACCUUUUGAAGGACAACCUAAAAGUGCUCUUCAUUGUGAUGAGAAAAAUGAAAACAAGUUAGGAAUGGUUUUAGAUACUGGAAAAGACAAAGGGGCUGUAGCAAAAGUUGAUGUUUGCACAACACAGAAUGGCAGUAUUAACCCAGUGCUGGGUGAGGCUGCUGAAUGGGAAAUUUUAUGGGAAGAUCUUCAGAUUGGAGAACGAAUUGGAAUAGGUUCAUUUGGUGAGGUUUAUCGUGGAGAAUGGAAUGGCACUGAAGUCGCUGUGAAGAAGUUCAUGAACCAAGAUCUAUCGGGUGAUGCACUGUUGCAGUUUAAAUGCGAAAUUGAAAUCAUGUUAAGAUUGAGACAUCCUAAUGUUGUUCUUUUCAUGGGAGCGGUUACUCGUCCUCCAAACCUCUCCAUUUUGACCGAAUUCCUACCGAGGGGGAGUUUAUAUAAGCUGCUCCAUCGUCCAAAUGUUCAAAUUGAUGAAAAGAGGCGAAUGCGAAUGGCUCUUGAUGUGGCAAAAGGAAUGAAUUACUUGCACACGAGCCAUCCUAUCAUUGUUCAUCGUGAUCUGAAGACUCCAAAUCUCCUUGUUGAUAAGAACUGGAUUGUUAAGGUUUGUGAUUUUGGUAUGUCGCGCAUGAAGCACCACACGUUUCUGUCUUCAAAGUCUACUGCUGGAACGCCUGAAUGGAUGGCACCAGAAGUUCUGAGGAAUGAACCAUCUAAUGAAAAAUCUGAUGUGUAUAGUUUCGGUGUGAUUUUAUGGGAGCUUGCAACUUUGCGUGUACCAUGGACCGAGAUGAACUCUAUGCAGGUUGUUGGAGCUGUUGGGUUUCAGGAUAGACACCUUGAUAUUCCAAAUGAGGUUGAUCCAAUGGUCGCGGAACUAAUAACCGACUGUUGGAAUCUUGUUCCACAUGUGCGCCCAUCUUUUGGACAAAUUAUCACCCGUCUCAGGUGUCUUCAGCGUCUAGUUGUUGACAGAACAAAAAAUCAUAGAAAUCAACAAUAUGGCCGACAACAAUGAAAACUGUUGUUUCUGGGACUCAAAAGAGCCGAAGCACAGCAGAGGUUAUGGUUGCAAAAGUCUUCAAGAUGAAAAGAAACACGAGUUCAGUGGAUUGGGAAGUGUGGAUUCAUUCGAAGUGGGGAUCAGCACAGCCAGUUCGGAACAAGGUCGAACAUUCUCCAAAUCGACAGUUGCACGAAGUGCAGGGGGAGGAUACCAUUAGGAGGUAGCUUUUAGUAGCAAUAGUGGGUUGUGAGGGAGUGUACCGAAAAUUGAAAACUAAAAAAGAAAGGAAAAAUAAUGACCAAAAACUUCUUUUCUUUGUGGCAAGUGUAGUUACACUGUUUAUAUGUAAGCCGUCCCAAAUAUGAAAAAAUGUUUUUUUUUUUUUUUUCCUUUUCUUUUCUUAAAAAAAAUGGCAUCUGUGAAGGCUGUCGGGGAAGCAAUUGUGGCUUCAGAGUUGUAAACAUUUGGUCUCUGGCCUCGGGCCAAUCAUUGUGUUAAUAAAAAGCAAAAAAGGAAAGGGAUUAUUU
Ilex paraguariensis (yerba mate) is the source of this 3570-nucleotide messenger RNA. The record is from the annotation of a GenBank genome assembly. NCBI's taxonomy places the organism in Eukaryota, Viridiplantae, Streptophyta, Magnoliopsida, Aquifoliales, Aquifoliaceae.